CUCCUCCCGAGUUUCAGCACCAUGGCCGAUCCUGGAAACAGAAGAGGGAUCUACCGCCCCUUGACCCUUACCUGCUCCCUGCUCAUUGUGGGAAUGUGCUGUGUGUCUCCUUUCUCCUGCCAUAGCCAGACAGACCUGCUGGCCCUUAAUCAAGCUGAUCCUCAGUGCUGGGAAUCUUCUUCAGUCCUCCUCCUAGAAAUGCGGAAGCCUCGAAUUUCUAACACCGUUUCAGGUUUCUGGGACUUUAUGAUCUACCUUAAAUCAUCUGAGAACUUGAAACAUGGGGCACUAUUUUGGGAUUUGGCCCAACUCUUCUGGGACAUCUAUGUGGACUGUGUUCUCUCCAGGAACCAUGGCUUAGGAAGGAGGCAAUUGGCUGGGAAGGAAGAGAAGAUUUCAACAGUGCAUCCACAGCACACAGAGAGAAAACAAGGUGUAUAUUCUCAGCAGCUAAGAACACCUUUCCUAAAGAAGAAAGAGUUGAUUGAAGGUGUGAUAAGCAUGCAUUUGCACAGAAGUGGGUCUAAGCUCAUUGGGAAAGUCACCAGUGGCCUGCAAAUAAAGAGAAAAUAAACCUAACCUCAGAGCUAAUUCACAUCUUGGAAUUAAAAAACAAACAAGCAUUGUUUCCUUGACUAUUGAUCAUUUCAUUAGUUGAAAUGGUGGGAAUGUCCAGAGGUAAAUAUUAAGCCAAAUUCUCUCAGAGUACCUACUUAUGGAUUUUCAUUAUUUUAGCCUGCUAGCAUGUUCCUUCAAAGAGUGGCUUUACUGCCACCUCAUCCCACUGUCUGAAAGAGUUAAAGUAGCUUCCAAGGAUGAUCAGGGGAUUGGGAAAGUCACAUUGCUUGUAUUCACUCUGAUUGAUUGCUCUGGGAUGCUGGAUCUUGGUGAACUAGAGUCCCAUCCAUUUAACUUGAAUACACUGCAUGACUUCCAAGCCAGUAGCCACUGCUUACGUACAGGCAUAAUGGGCUUUAUUUAUUACGAGUUACUGACUGUAAUACAUA
Messenger RNA from Hyaena hyaena (striped hyena), 1007 nucleotides. RefSeq names its product family with sequence similarity 237 member A (gene FAM237A). The transcript is spliced from 3 exons. The record is from RefSeq and is a predicted model, not a curated record. Lineage: Eukaryota; Metazoa; Chordata; Mammalia; Carnivora; Hyaenidae. Bases 22 to 573 code for a protein of 183 amino acids.